AUGAUCGAUACAACACAGCUUCUGAUCCUCGGGGCCGUCGUGGCGCUGGGAUACUUCAUGUUCAAUGGCUCGCGGCAUGAUCCUCGCGAACCACCGUUCGUGACCAGCGGGAUCCCGAUCCUGGGACAUAUGUUCGGCAUGUUGUGGCAUGGAGUCGGACACUGGGGUAAUCAGGCCAAGAAGCACCCUGAGCAACCCAUCAUAAGCCUGGAUAUGCUCUUCACCAAGUUUUAUGUUAUCACUUCGCCAGAUUUGAUGCAGGCAGUGCAGCGCAAUUCCAAGACCCUCAGCUUUGAGCCACUGCUGUUAUUCAGUGCUAAAAACAUCUCCGGCAUCUCGAACCCAAAGACUCUGGAUCUCCUCAAGGAGACAGACGCUGGUGGCCAGGGCCUUGGCCCCAAGAUUAUGCAUGCCAUGACCCCGACACUCGUUGGAAAGCCUUUGGAUCUGAUGAAUAUCCAUAUGAUCCGAUUGAUUCAGCCCUUCAUUGAGAAGUUGGGCGAUUCAUCCACUUUCGACUUGUACGAGUGGUGUAAAGAUGCCACCACGGCCGCAAGUACGGAAGCUACAUACGGCCCCAUGAACCCUUACAAAGACAAGGCAGUCCAAGAUGCGUGGUGGGAUUUUGAAACUGGCCUCGGCGCACUCAUAGCCAACACGCUACCGUGGUUAACAGCACGAAAGCCGUGGAAAGGUCGCCAGAAGGUUGCCGAUGCCAUUCUGAAGUACUCACAAGAAGGUGGCCAAAAGGAGGGAUCUAAGCUCACAGCUGUGCGGUUACAGUUUGCCAUGGAAGGUGGGCUCACACUCGAGGAGUACUCGCAGCUUGAAGUCGGUAUGCUGAUUGCAUUCGUAUCGAACACCGUCCCUGCCAUGUUCUGGUGCCUCUUCGACCUGUACUACCGACCAGAGCUUCUCGACGAGUUAAGAAAGGAAAUUGAGGCGAAUGCUAUUUCGGUGACUGUCGAUGGCAUGCACAGCAUUGACUUGACUGCCAUUCGGGAGCACUGCCCUCUCUUGCUUUCCACAUUCCAGGAGAUUCUUCGCACCCGCUCGAAUUCCUCCCCCACACGUGUCGUUACUAAAGACACUCUUCUUGCGGAUAAGUACCUCCUCAAGGCCGGCAAUACAGUCAGCAUGCCGUCGAUUCCAAUGGCACAGCGCAAAGAGGUCUGGGGUGAUACCUCCAAGGCUUUCGAUGAGCGUCGGUUUAUGAACUCUGGCGAGAAGGAUUAUUCUCGGCGGGCGGGCGGAUUUCUGACAUUUGGUCUUUCACCAACCAUUUGCCCUGGCAGGCACUUUGCUAGCUCUGAAAUAUUGCUUUUGGUGGCCAUGGUUAUUCUUCGGUACGAUAUCGUGCCCGUUGGCGGAGUCUGGAAGGAGCCGACCAAGGAUACGACGAGUAUGGUCUCGAUCAUGGGUCCUGUCAAGGGCAAGUUCCCGGUCAAUGCAAGCCCCAGGAAGGAAUACGCAGGAGUUAAGUGGGGGUUCCACGUGGAAGAGGGUAAAGGACAGUUCCCACUUAUUAUAGGAUAG
Molecule: messenger RNA, 1536 nt
Organism: Penicillium daleae
Lineage: Eukaryota; Fungi; Ascomycota; Eurotiomycetes; Eurotiales; Aspergillaceae
Product: cytochrome P450
Exons: 3
Coding region: 1-1536 (511 amino acids)
Molecular function (GO): heme binding; oxidoreductase activity, acting on paired donors, with incorporation or reduction of molecular oxygen; iron ion binding
Source: RefSeq, a predicted model, not a curated record